Messenger RNA from Tachysurus vachellii, 1690 nucleotides. RefSeq names its product serine/arginine-rich splicing factor 7-like. NCBI's taxonomy places the organism in Eukaryota, Metazoa, Chordata, Actinopteri, Siluriformes, Bagridae. Bases 248 to 1198 code for a protein of 316 amino acids. The record is from RefSeq and is a predicted model, not a curated record. Gene Ontology annotation, molecular function: zinc ion binding; RNA binding. The transcript has 9 exons. Gene Ontology annotation, biological process: mRNA splicing, via spliceosome. Gene Ontology annotation, cellular component: ASAP complex; cytoplasm; nucleoplasm.
GUUUUUUUUUGUUGUUGUUUUUUUUUUUUUUAAAAAACGUUGCUUAUUUUCAGCUAUGAGCUCAUUGGCCUUUCCUCUGCUCCUCCUCCUGCACAGCUGCAGUCAGUACCAGAUUAAAAAAAAAUACAUACAUACACACCAUAACAAAUCAUUAACAUUAAUGCUGGACAGCUAAAGACUAGAGGAGUUUUGAACCAGCUUCUAAAUAAAGCAAAUCAACAAAGCACGGUUUCUCUGCACAGACUGUAUGUGCCUGUCUCCUCUAUGCCGAGGACCGCGUCAGCGUCUCGGCCGGCGGCGAUGCUGGACGACAGGUAGGACUCGACCGAGAGGACGACUCCUGCCUCACACCUCAUUACGUUUAAAGGAAAAAGGGACUGCGAGUCAUGAGCUGUGUUCGUCUUUACUCCUCCCCCCCCCCCCCACAGGGAGAGGUCUGUGUGCCAGUAGUCUCAAGAGUACCGCGAGUCAAAAGGUACCCUCCUACAACCAAAGAGAGACUAAAGUUUAUGUGGGGAACCUAGGCACUGGUGCAGGAAAAGGUGAACUCGAGCGGGCUUUCGGUUAUUACGGGCCUUUGAGAACUGUGUGGAUUGCCAGAAACCCUCCAGGAUUUGCCUUUGUGGAGUUUGAUGAUCCCAGAGAUGCUGAAGAUGCCGUCCGUGGCCUUGAUGGCAAAGUGAUCUGUGGAACCCGCGUCCGUGUAGAGUUAUCGACAGGUAUGCCGCGCCGCUCCCGUUAUGACCGCCCGCCCACUCGGCGGCCCUUCGACCCUAACGACCGUUGCUAUGAGUGCGGUGAGAAGGGGCAUUACGCCUACGACUGUCACCGCUACAGUCGCCGCAGACGGAGCAGGUCUCGUUCUCGCUCUCGCGGAAGGAGGUAUUCUCGUUCCCACUCUCGCAGCCGGAGCCGAGGCAGGAGGUCGAGGUCCUUCUCCCCUCGCCGCUCUCGCUCCGGUUCUCCGAGGAGGUCCAGGUCUGGCACACCCAGAAGGUCCAGGUCUAGAUCACGAUCCAGAUCUCGCUCUCGCUCUGCCUCUCAUCCGAGGAGCAGAUCCGGCUCUGUUGGGAGAUCCAGGUCUAGAUCUGCAGCCAGGAGCAUUUGCAAAUCUAAAGCAUCACCUCAGAAACAAAGUUACAGUCGCUCUCCUUCUCAAACCCCUGGCAGAAGCAAGAGCCCAGAUCGUAACAACUGAGGAAUCAUCAGCUAUCUAAUUUUUUUUUUUUUUUUCUUUCUUUCUCUUUAUUUUUGCAUCUCAGUUUGGAAUUGAUUUCCCCCCUUUUUUUUGUUUACAUGACCAAAAUGGUCAGUAUUUACCGCAUUACGGGUAAAUCAAAAACAGAAGGAAAUCGAUUGCCGUGUCAUAUUCAAUAGUUGAACUAUCAUGAAUGACCUUUUGUGUUGUAUGUUUGUUUAUAGAAGUAAGAAUUAAUUUGAUCAUUUGUGUAUUUCUCGUUCAAUACACUGUAUUCUGUAUAUUGUACACUUAGGUUUGGAUUUAAAAUAAAAAAGAUUAAAUUAAGUUCACAUUUCACAAAAAAAUGUACCCUAGUUCAUUAUUUUCAACACAUCGAUCUGAUUCCUUGCCCAUAGGUGGAGCUGUGGUGUCGGAUUUCACACCAAGUCGCAUGAAAUAUCCCAGUGGGUCGUUGCAGCUGCCUUCAGUUUAUGGCCUACACAAAUACCC